Molecule: messenger RNA, 1158 nt
Organism: Gekko japonicus
Lineage: Eukaryota; Metazoa; Chordata; Lepidosauria; Squamata; Gekkonidae
Gene: SAR1A
Product: secretion associated, Ras related GTPase 1A
Exons: 7
Coding region: 160-756 (198 amino acids)
Biological process (GO): intracellular protein transport; vesicle organization; endoplasmic reticulum to Golgi vesicle-mediated transport
Cellular component (GO): endoplasmic reticulum exit site; COPII vesicle coat
Molecular function (GO): GTPase activity; GTP binding
Source: RefSeq, a predicted model, not a curated record
UAGCUGGCGGCUGAGGAGUGAGCGAGGUGAGGGGUGCGGGGGAGACAGAACGAGAGGGAGAGCGAGCGAGAGAGGCGCAGCCGUUGGACCCUGGCCGUCGUCGUGGUGUGCGGUGCCGGGAAGAGAGCCGUCGCUGGGGAAGGCAGUUGAUCUCCCACAAUGUCGUUCAUAUUUGAAUGGAUCUACAAUGGCUUCAGCAGUGUGCUGCAGUUUCUAGGAUUAUACAAGAAGUCUGGCAAGUUAGUCUUCCUGGGUUUGGAUAAUGCUGGCAAAACCACUCUUCUGCACAUGCUAAAAGAUGACAGAUUGGGCCAGCAUGUUCCUACACUGCAUCCAACUUCAGAAGAGUUGACCAUUGCUGGAAUGACAUUCACAACUUUUGAUCUUGGUGGACAUGAGCAAGCUCGACGUGUUUGGAAGAACUACCUACCAGCAAUUAAUGGGAUUGUCUUUUUAGUGGAUUGUGCAGAUCACCCACGUCUUAUGGAAUCCAAAGUGGAGCUUAAUGCACUAAUGACUGAUGAAACAAUAUCCAAUGUGCCGAUUCUUAUCUUGGGUAACAAAAUUGACAGACCAGAAGCUAUCAGUGAGGAGAAGCUGCGAGAAAUUUUUGGACUUUAUGGACAGACCACAGGAAAGGGAAAUGUGCCACUGAAGGACUUGAACACACGCCCCAUGGAAGUGUUCAUGUGUAGCGUACUGAAGAGACAAGGCUACGGUGAAGGUUUCCGUUGGCUAUCGCAGUACAUUGACUGAUAUUUGGAGAGAUGGAUCUACUUCUGGACUGAUCCUGCUCACAGCUUCCUUAUGGACUUUUCUAUUAGAACAUGGAAGGCUCUCCGACCGCAUCCUGGCAGUGACCCAGAGAUCCCUGUCUUCAGUUACCCUACAUCACAGUGGUGACACAAUUCUUUUCCUCUUGCCUGGGAGAUUACACUCUGUACGCUGGUGCAGGCUGUCACUUCCGGCUGCCAUUGCUUCCUGUGUAAGCCAUGGCUUUCAGUCACAGUGGGACUGGUGAGCUGGGGUGCAAAGCUCUGCACACGGUACUCUAGUGGCUGAAAAAGGGAACAUGUCUCACCACUGUGGCCAAUUGACUUUAAAAAAAGCAAUUAUAUUUUUUAAAGAAAGUGUUUAAUGUAAAUGGUGUCCCUUUUA